Molecule: messenger RNA, 390 nt
Organism: Lottia gigantea (owl limpet)
Lineage: Eukaryota; Metazoa; Mollusca; Gastropoda; Lottiidae
Exons: 1
Source: RefSeq, a predicted model, not a curated record
UCACAUCUUCACUCUUCAGCUUAUACCUUGACUCUAAUAGCCGCCUUUCUUGUAUCACAUCUUCACUCUUCAGCUUAUACCUUGACUCUAAUAGCCACCUUUCUUGUAUCACAUCUUCACUCUUCAGCUUAUACCUUGACUCUAAUAGCCACCUUUCUUGUAUCACAUCUUCACUCUUCAGAUUAUACCUUGACUCUAAUAGCCACCUUUCUUGUAUCACAUCUUCACUCUUCAGCUUAUACCUUGACUCUAAUAGCCACCUUUCUUGUAUCACAUCUUCACUCUUCAGCUUAUACCUUGACUCUAAUAGCCACCUUUCUUGUGUCUCAUCUUCACUCUUCAGCUUAUACCUUGACUUUAAUAGCCACUUUGUAUCACAGAUGUUUGUAA